AUGGUUCUCCACAACCCAAACAACUGGCACUGGGUGAUGAAAGAUGCUGGACAAUGGGCCAAGGACUAUAUAGAGACAGAAAGCAAGAAAGUUUCGGCAGAACAAGAUGGCGUUUCCGCCCAGAUCACGAAAUUGGUGUCCAUGGACGGUGAUGUCGAGGUGAGCCAGAGAAAGGGCAAAGUCAUAACGAUAUUCGAUGUUGUAUUACAACUUGAAUAUGAAGGCAAGACAUCGGACGGUACAGACGUCAGUGGUAGCAUUCGGGUUCCGGAGUGCGCAUACGACACGGAACCAGACGAGUACGUUUUCGAGAUAGACAUUUACUCGGAAACGAAAGAGAAACAACCAGUCAAAGAUCUAGUAAGGUCGAAACUCACCCCGGAACUCCGAAAGGUCUUUUCAAGCCUCGGACCUGCCUUGAUUAAAGAGCACGGAAAGGAUCUACAACACACCCCUGGUUCCAAUCCCUCGAGCGGUUUCGCAACACCGACAUGGCACCCCGAGAGAGAACGAACCCCUCUUCCCUCUAACACCACGACCACAACCACCACCGGCAAAUCCUCUGUCAACACCACCACUGUAACGGCCACGGAUGAGUUCCGAACAACAGCAGAAGAGAUGUUCCAGACAUUUACCGAUCCCCAACGUCUAGCGGCGUUCACUCGAGCCCCUCCCCGACUGUUCGAAGGUGCCAAACCAGGUGCCAAAUUUGCCAUUUUCGAUGGCAACGUCUCGGGAGAAUUUGUAACGCUCGAACCUCCGAAGAAGAUUGUGCAAAAGUGGAGACUAGCACAAUGGCCGGAAGGGCAUAUGAGUACGCAAGAGAUAUUCUUUGACCAGAACGAUGUCGACCGAGUGACCAAUAUGCGAGUCACCUGGACUGGAGUUCCCGUGGGACAAGAAGAGGUGGUCCAACGGAACUGGGAGGGAUAUUAUGUGCGCAGUAUUAAACAGACAUUUGGAUUCGGAACUAUUCUUUGA
This is a messenger RNA of Exophiala oligosperma, 981 nucleotides long. RefSeq lists its product as uncharacterized. NCBI's taxonomy places the organism in Eukaryota, Fungi, Ascomycota, Eurotiomycetes, Chaetothyriales, Herpotrichiellaceae. Gene Ontology annotation, molecular function: ATPase activator activity; protein-folding chaperone binding. Gene Ontology annotation, cellular component: cytosol. Gene Ontology annotation, biological process: positive regulation of ATP-dependent activity; protein folding. The transcript is spliced from 4 exons. The coding region runs from base 1 to 981 and encodes 326 amino acids. The record is from RefSeq and is a predicted model, not a curated record.